CCUUCUUCUUGGUAUUUUAAUGGCUUUUCAUGUUACAAAGGAAGUGAAUCUGUUUCGUCCUGGAAAGUUGCAAAAGAAAAAUGUCGUGAAUCUGGUGGAUACAUGAUAAAAAUAGACGAUGCAUCCGAGAAGAAUUUUUUAAACGUGUUCCUCCGCAUCACAGGACUUACAACAUCAAACGAGUACGUAUGGAUUGGCCUCAGCGACAUCCAACACGAAGGGAAAUUUGUAUGGCAAGUAGAUAACAGUACCGUCAACUUCACCAGUUGGGCACCGAGGCAGCCCGACAACAGGGACGAUAUGGAAGAUUGCGUGGUCGUGGGUGCUGAAAAAUAUUUUGGAUUUUGGAAAGACCAGGUGUGCGAUCGGUGGUUUCUGUACAUCUGUGAACAGCCGGCUAACGGUAUUGCAUGUUUUCAGUGCUCAAGUGGGACUUCUUUUGCCGACUGUGAAACACAACAGGUUGUAGUCAACUGUUCAUUUCCACAAAAUUAUUGCUCAAAAGAGAAGAAUUCAACUCAAGAUAACGAUGAACAAGCUGCUGUUUUCUACAAAGGUUGUACAUCAGCAGAUCGGUGUACACAAGAAAUGAAGGACACUGUUGAAUGCUGUGAAAACAACCUUUGCAACAAAGAUAUCACCUGUUAUCAUUGCACAAGCAAUGCAUCAUUUGCUGACUGUGCCAGGAAACAAACAGAAGUGACCUGUACGUUACCGAGGAACCGCUGUGUUAAAGUCGGGUAUUCCAGCAGUGGUAACUACCAAACAUUUUAUAAAGGAUGCACCACAACUAAAGACUGCGAAGCCACGUCUGAUAAAUCAUUUGUGGAAUGCUGUGACGAUAACUUGUGUAAUAAAGAAUCGGAGUUGAGUUGUUUCAAAUGCAGCAGCACGGUUUCUCACGACGAAUGCCAAAAGAGACGCCAAGAACACGUUUGUAGGAGUUCAAAGGAUGAUCGCUGUUACUAUGCCUCGAUGCAGCAGACUUCACAGGAUGGAUCCAGCGUCACUAAGCACUUUGAGUAUGGAUGCACCAAUAACUUACACUGUAACAACACUGGAAAAUUUCUCGCUGGUUGCGACGAAUCAAGUAAUGCUUGUCAGGUGCGAUGUUGUGGCAAGAAUCUUUGCAACGAAGACUUGAAAUCAUUGCACUUGAUAAAUGGGAGAUUCUUCCUGAGGAAAUAGAAUACGAAGAGGAGCUGGGCCGAGGCGCCUUUGGUGUGGUCUAUAAGGCCACUCUUAAGAAACGACAAGGAAUUGAAAUUUUUUACCCUGUCGAAAAGGUGCACCAAAAUAACACAAUCCAGGUGGUAGCCGUCAAAGAACUCCAAGUUGAUUCAAGCGAGGAGCAAGUGUUAGACUUUCUUAAUGAAAUAUCCCAGAUGAAGUUGUUAGCUGCACACCCGAAUAUUGUGUCUCUUGUUGGAUGCUCCACACUGGGCAAGCACAAAUUCCUGGUGUUGGAGUAUGUUCCCUAUGGUGACUUGUUAGAGUGGUUACGAAAGAAAAGGCAAUCGAUCAAUCAGUAUCUGGCCACAGAAGAAAAAGGAGCAGAGAAUUCUUACGAGGAAAGAGAACCACAGAGCAAUCAAUGCCAACAGCAAGGGAAAAUAAAGCCAUCCCAAUUGGUUUCAACUGAGACUACAGAACAAGGCAAAGUAGAAGAGAAUGACUUUUCCACAAGACAACUGCUUUCUUUUGCCGCGCAAGUAGCAAGAGGAAUGAACCAUCUUGCCGACAGAGGUUUUGUUCAUCGUGACCUUGCAGCCCGUAAUGUUCUGGUUGGUGAUGAUGAUCGAGUGAAAGUGUCAGAUUUUGGGCUGAUGCGUCAACUAUAUGAGGACGUUUACACCAUCAAAAAGACAAAGAAACUCCCCAUCAAAUGGAUGGCUCCAGAAUCGAUCUAUUACAGUGUUUUUACCACCAAAAGUGAUGUAUGGUCCUAUGGGGUGCUUUUAUGGGAAAUGGCCACAAUGGGAGGAGUUCCCUACCCAACGCUAACUAAUUCACAAUUGUGUAAGCUACUAAGGACAGGUUAUCUUAUGGGAAGGCCUGACAUGUGCUCUGAUGAAGUAUAUGAUUUGAUGACUGAAUGCUGGAGGGAAGAUCCAACAACUCGCCCCAGUUUCUCUGGGUUGAUUGGCAGACUGGAGGAGAUAAUGACCAAGGACGUACCAUAUUGCGACUUGAACAAUUACGAUGAAACAAGUCCAUGGUACAGUGCUGCCCUUGAGACUUCCGAGGAAACGGAAUAAACACAUUAGAAAAUUCGUUAGAGCUUAAAGGAUCCAAGUCAACCGCACCUUUGUUUUUUGUUUACAUUUCUGAAGGUGGGAGUGUUUUAAAAUCGCUUGCAAAUGGCAGGAGUCAUGCAGGCCCGUAAACACUUCAAGUUUUAAGCUUUCAUGCAACAAAAUCUCUGAAAAUUGGCUAUUAGCUAGAUUUUUAAUGCUAUGACUAUCCUUCCCGUCAUUCCACAGGUUGAAGUUUUUCGUUUGAUCUACGGCUUUAGGCCUUCCGUGUGAAGGACUCGCGAGAGCCAUUGACGGUCCCAGUUACAAACAAAUAUUUCGCGAGAAAAAAUGCGAGAAACCUUUAAAAAAAUUUAACUACUCAGAAUAAACCACUGAUAAUGAAGUUUUUUGCACGAUUAAAACAAACUUCUGCUUCUUUUUUUCCGAUCUCAUCCAAAU
This is a messenger RNA of Stylophora pistillata, 2696 nucleotides long. RefSeq lists its product as uncharacterized. The record is from RefSeq and is a predicted model, not a curated record. NCBI's taxonomy places the organism in Eukaryota, Metazoa, Cnidaria, Anthozoa, Scleractinia, Pocilloporidae. Gene Ontology annotation, biological process: positive regulation of kinase activity; cell surface receptor protein tyrosine kinase signaling pathway; multicellular organism development. Gene Ontology annotation, cellular component: plasma membrane; signaling receptor complex. Gene Ontology annotation, molecular function: transmembrane receptor protein tyrosine kinase activity; ATP binding.